AUGGCGGAAGAACAUAAACACGAGGAGUCUCUGCCUAAUUUGGACCCGGCGGUUGAAGUUGUAGAGAGGGAAUCGUUGAUGGAGAAGUUAUCGGAGAAGAUCCAUCACAAAGGUGACUCGUCUUCAUCGUCAUCAUCAUCAUCAGAUGACGAAAAUGAGAAGAAAUCUUCCUCUCCAUCGUCUCUGAAAUCGAAGGUUUACCGUUUGUUCGGCAGAGAGAGACCCGUGCAUAAGGUUCUCGGCGGCGGAAAACCGGCGGAUAUAUUCAUGUGGAAGGACAAGAAGAUGUCAGGUGGUGUAUUUGGUGGUGCUACAGCAGCUUGGGUGGUAUUUGAAUUGAUGGAGUAUCAUCUUCUUACUCUGCUAUGUCACGCUUUGAUCGUUCUUCUUGCUGUGCUAUUCAUAUGGUCUAAUGCAACCAUGUUCAUUCACAAGUCUCCACCAAAGAUUCCUGAAGUUCAUAUCCCUGAAGAGCCUCUUCUUCAGCUUGCUUCUGGGCUUAGGAUUGAAAUCAACCGUGGGUUUUCUUCUCUUCGUGAGAUUGCGUCUGGAAGGGAUCUCAAGAAAUUCCUCUCUGCUAUCGCUGGAUUAUGGGUUCUAUCGAUCUUGGGAGGCUGCUGUAGUUUCUUGACGUUGGCAUACAUAGGUGUGGUUCUGCUCUUCACUGUUCCUCUUAUCUACGACAAAUACGAAGACAAAAUAGACCCGUAUGGUGAGAAAGCAAUGGCUGAGUUGAGAAAGCAGUACGCUGUUUUAGACGAAAAGGUAUUGAGCAAAAUCCCAAAGGGGCCAUUGAAGAAUAAGAAGAAGGAUUAG
Molecule: messenger RNA, 816 nt
Organism: Microthlaspi erraticum
Lineage: Eukaryota; Viridiplantae; Streptophyta; Magnoliopsida; Brassicales; Brassicaceae
Source: the annotation of a GenBank genome assembly